AUCAGUUCCCAUUUAAUCGCGACACAGAGAGCAACAUGCAGCCGUUGCUUUCCUGGGUCCAGCUCCUGGCGUUGGCACUCUGCGUAUGCCAGAUCUGCGCCCUCCAGACCAGGCCUAGGACUGAUGAUAUCGACUAUGAAUUAAGCGAGGAGAACGAGGGUUCGUUUACUCCUCAACCACUAAGGCCGCCACCGUGGCAGGAGACUCCCCAGCCUCAGGAGGCACCACAGGAAGCGCGUGUGCAAGUUCCCGGAGUGGGAGAUAUAGUCGGUAUACGCGGCUACAAGACGAUCUCGAAUAGGCCCAUCAAUGCAUUCCUUGGCGUGCGUUACGCUCAAGUGGGAGGCGGCCUGGGACGUUUCCAGCAGGCCAGGCCAGUGCCCUUCCAGGGGAGAGUGGACGCCACCACAGCCAGUCCGAAUUGCGCCCAAUUUCCGGAGUUGCAGCGACUGCAAACGGCCGAGGCACGGGGAGAGAACGUUGACGACUGCCUGACCCUCAACAUCUACGCCCCAGAGGGGGCACGCGAUCUGCCCGUCCUGGUCUUUGUGCACGGCGAGAUGCUGUUCGACGGCGGUGCCGAGGAGGCCCAGCCAGACUACGUGCUGGAGAACGAAAUUGUCCUAGUUUCGAUCAACUAUCGCCUGGCGCCCUUCGGGUUUCUCAGCGCCCUCAGUGAGCAACUGCCUGGCAACGUGGCACUCUCAGACAUCCACCUGGCGUUGGAGUGGCUGCAGCGCAACCUUCCCUACUUUGGCGGAAACUCCGGAAAAGUGACCUUAGUGGGUCAGGCCGGCGGCGCCACUCUCGUUCAUGCCCUCAGCCUCAGCGGUCGGGCAACGAACCUCUUCCAGCAGCUCAUCCUCCAGUCUGGCACGGCACUGAACCCCUACCUGAUCGACGAACGUCCUCUGGAAACUCUGGACACGUUCGCACGCCUCGCCCGCUGUCCAAAUGCCGGCCGAAGUCUGGCACCGCUCUACGACUGCCUCAGCCGUCUGCCCACCUCCCAAGUGGUCAGCGCAUUCGAGCAGCUGUUCCAACAGAACGAGGCCCGCGGCCUCAGCUUCCUGGGCGGUUUCAAGCUGGUGGUGGGCGAUCCCCUGGGCUACCUUCCCGAGCAUCCUGCCGCACUGGCGGCCAACUCGGCCAACAGCACGGUUCCCAUGAUUGUGGGAGCCGCCAAAGAUGCCAGCGCCUUUAUACUAUCACGCUUCUACGACCAGAUACAGCGCGUGCAAUCGCAGAAUGUGAGCGACUUCAUCAACGUGGUCCUGCGCCACACGGCGCCUCCAAGCCAACACCAACUGUGGCUGGAUUGGGCGCGUCGCGAGAUCUUUUCGCAGGAGCACGAUCGCACGGCCAGUGCAUACAGUGUGUCUCAGGGUCUGUUGGAAUUGAGCAACAUGAUCCUGUAUCGGGCACCCGUCAUCUACUCCAUCCGGCUCUCGCACAAAAAGAGUCCCGUCUAUUUGUACACCUUUGACUAUCGCGGCGAGUAUCAUCGGUUCGGCCACUUGGACAAUCCGCUACCCUUUGGUGUGGACGCUUCCCUGAGCGACGAUAGCGUGUAUCUGUUUCCGUACCCGCCGGAGGCCAGCCGCCUGAAUCCGGUGGACAAGUCGCUGUCUCGCGCACUGGUUACCAUGUGGGUGAACUUUGCCGUUACGGGCAUACCCAACCAAAAUCCUGGUGUCUGGCCCAAGGCCACUUCCGAGUACGGUCCUUUCCUGCGCUUCACCAACUCGAGGCAGAACAUGCUGGAGCUGGACCCACAUUUCGGUGACGGACUUUACGCUCCGAAUCUCUAUGGGUCGUACUUCAAUACAACCAAUAGCACAACAACAGCUACAACGACGACCACAACAACGACGACCAGACGUCCGUAUGUCUACAACCCGUAUCCUAGCUGGCAGCAAAGCCCCUAUGGGUACAACACAACAACCACAACUUUGACGACGACGACGACUACCAGGCGUCCAACGUAUGCGUACAAUCCUUAUGCUAAUUGGCAGCAAAACCGACAGCCCCAACCGCCUCAGGCCUUUCCAAGGAGGCCAACGGAUCCUGCAUACGAAAGAGCUCAGGAAAUCAGGCGGCAACAGGUGAUCCGGGAGCAGCAAGAGCGAGAGCAGAGGUUGCGUGAACAGCGCGAAAGAGAGCAGCAACAGCAAGAGAAUCAGCGUCGCGAAGAGGAGGAACGAGAGAAGCAGCGUCUGCAAGAGCAGCGAGAGCAGGAAGCCCAGCGAGAAUUGGAAAAGCGCUACCAGAUGCAGAGAGAGAAACUCCAGCGAGAACAGCUGCAGCGAGAGCAGCAAGAAAGGGAACAGCGUGAACAGGAGGCAAGGGAUGAAUGGGAGCGAAACCGAGAGCCAGCGCAAGUAAAUCCGGAGGAGCAAUUAGAGCAGCGUGAGCGGGAGCAGCGUGAGUGGGAGCAGCGUGAACGGGAGCAGCGUGAGCGGGAGCAGCGUGAGCGGGAGCAGCCAUUCCAGCCAGCGGAACAAGACGAGCGCGAACUGGACGAUAGGGAGCAACAAGAAAGAGAAGAACAGCAGCGACAGCAAAUACUGGAAGAACAACGUCGUUACUACGAGGAGCGUCAGCGAGAACUGCAACAGCUAGAGCAGGAACAGCGAGAGCAACAAGCCAGAGAGCAGCAGGAGCUGCAAGAGCAGCAGCAGCGCGAACAAGAGCAACGAGAGCAGGAAGAGAGGGAGCAACAGGAGCGAGAACAGCAGCAGCGAGAGCAAAUGGAGGGUGGACAUCAGCCUUACGAGCCAAAUCAGCCGGAGGAAGAUCAAGAAAGCUCUCGCAGGCCCUAUCCAAGCUACGAGGACUACUUGCGAAGAGACGAUGAAGAAGAACCAGCCAACUUUGAACCCGAUAGCGAACAAAGCUCAAACCGAAACUAUUCCGAGGAGCAAGAACGAGAGCAACAGCAACGUGAGCAACUGUAUCGUGAACAACAGGAGCGGGAGCGGCAGUCCCACAACCCAACUGAUGAUGAGGAAGAUCAGCAGGACCGUCGGCAACCUUACCAAACCUACGAGGAGUAUUUGAGAGCCAAUGCAGAAGCUGAAGCGGCAGUGGCAGCAGCAGCAGCAGCAGCUCAGGAGCAGACUGAUCCCGAGAAUGAUCCCAGCGCUUACGAAAACUACGAAGAUUACAUUAGGGCGCAGGAGAAACGUCAGGAGGCAGAGGAGCGAGAUCGGGCUGUUCAGGAGGGCUGGGAGGACUCUCGCCCAGAAUACCCAGGUUACCGACAGUUUGUUAGCAAUCAUCACAACUUGCCGCAGAACGCUAAGCAGCUGCGCAGACAGCAGCGACCCAAGCUGUAGAGCGGUAUUCAAUCAUAUUCCAUAGAAACCUGAGUACUAUUCUAAAGAGUUCUUUAUUAAAUAUUAUAUAUAUCAUAUGAG
Molecule: messenger RNA, 3419 nt
Organism: Drosophila miranda
Lineage: Eukaryota; Metazoa; Arthropoda; Insecta; Diptera; Drosophilidae
Product: glutactin
Exons: 2
Coding region: 36-3338 (1100 amino acids)
Source: RefSeq, a predicted model, not a curated record